AUGGAACUUUACUACACCAGAAAGUAUCAUGAGCCCCGAAGGGUUUUUGCCGAUUACAACCUUCGGCUAGAUUCUCGACAAGAUUCUAAACCAAGUCUGAUUGAUGAUAUUAAGAUCUUGUUGGAGGACACUCUGCGACAGCCUAUAUCAUUUUGGCCGUUACGACAGCCUCGGACCACUAAACCCCACCCCAAAUUCUUUCGUCGUAUGUUUUGGGAUUGUGAUUGCGGCAUGGAAAUGCACGCCGAUAUUCCAUUAGACAGAUCUGACUACAUGGAUUUUCAAUUUAUUGAAACCUCUAAGCCUCGGGUAGACACAGUGUCGAAUCAAGAACUUCCCGUGAAGUUCCAAAUAUAUUUCUGUGCGGAGGGGGACUGUGGUAGAGAUGUUAUGACGACUAUCAAAUCCGAUAACCUUACCACCGAUCAAGCUCUGUUUCAACAACUUCGUAUCAACUACGCCGAAAUACGGGGCUGGAGGCUUCUUUUCUCGUUGACGCAUGUUCACGAUAUUAGAUCUGUGAGGUUCUGGCGUGGCUAUUAUGCGCGUAGGCGUCAAGAGAGGAACAGCUUCUGGAAUCUCUUCCGGAAUAUCGAACCAUUUACAUCAUACGCAGCAGACCUUUGCGACAUCAAGGAGGAAAACGUACCGCCCAUCGACGAUGACGAAUAUUUAAUCCCCCAUCGCCAACCACCAUCGUGGCUCAUACGCCCUAUAGGUCGACGAGCAAUCAUGGACCAUUUUUCAAACCCAACCGGCGGCAGAACUGACGCCUCAGAUUGUCUCCGAUACGCCAUGCCGAAGAAACUCACACCUUCCACCCGUAGCGGGUUUUCUGAACUUUAUGGAUUACACGCCGAAGAAGCUAUUUGUCCUACAAAGAUUCUGAUUUGGGGGGUUGUAGUCCACUUUCUCUGUUUCUGUAUUGGGGGGUAUUUACCUUGGUGGAUUGUUUCUGUGGCGUAUUUCGGUCUUGUUUCUGGGAAUAUCGGGUCUCGGGUUAGGAAAAAUCGGAAAUAUGGUGAUAGAUAUGAACUUGUCUAUCUUUAUAACUAG
This is a messenger RNA of Orbilia oligospora ATCC 24927, 1056 nucleotides long. RefSeq lists its product as uncharacterized. NCBI's taxonomy places the organism in Eukaryota, Fungi, Ascomycota, Orbiliomycetes, Orbiliales, Orbiliaceae. The coding region runs from base 1 to 1056 and encodes 351 amino acids. The transcript has 3 exons. The record is from RefSeq and is a predicted model, not a curated record.